CGAUAAUAAACAAUGGCACUAGUUCAUAGCCUCCUCAGAGUGAAUAGCUGCAUCAAACUAUUUCGGAAAGAAAAAAAAAAAACAAAAAUAAAAUACAACUGCAUCUCAUUUUGCAUAAACAAUGACCGAUUUAGACCCUUGGAAGGUCCAGGUCCAACAUCCAGAACAUUCUAACUCUGCCACCAACGGAAAAUUAACAGACGAAAUCAACAAUUCUACGGAAACAGCAAACUCAGCUUUGGGAUUUGAGGAUAGUUUUAUUGGAGCUGAAAAUAAUAAUUGCAGCAGUGAUAAGAAGAGACCAGAAAACACAAAUAAAUCGCAUAAUAAACCUGAACACCAACCGCUGCCAGAUUCGCAAACCUAUUUGAAAGGAUUGGAACGAAAAUUGGACAAAUUAAAAAAGAAUUCAAAACUUGUUGAAGCUUUGUCGGAAAAACGUAGCGAUUGUUUACGAUCUCUAAUUCAAGGUGAUUUGUCUGGAAGCAAUUCAAACAAUGAUUUGCUCCUGGAAUUAGAAGCAAGCAUUAAUUCCGAUUCUGCAGUACAUAAUUUAUAUCGUCAAAUACAACCAGUUCAGGCUGUAACUGUCGGUGAAACUGUACAUAUUGUUAAGUACGAUCAAUUGGAGGAACAGCGUUUGGAGGCUGACGCCGAAGAAAACGGAGAAUUACCAGCAAGUCGAUAGAAAUAUACAUUACACGCCUCCUCAACCAUCUGCAGCAGCACAAUGAAUUCAUCGUUUGGUGAAAUAUUUAUGUUUCUAACCAACUUAGCUUGGAAAAGUCGUAUGACAAUUCCAGUUUUGGUGACAACAGCUUUUUUAAUUAUGGACAUAAGAUUGCAAAUUGAAAUUAACUUCCAGUCUGGUCAAGUGGCGGCUGCGGAAUUUGAUGCUGAUGACGAUGAUUAUUUGGAUGAUGAUGAUGACGAUGCAUACGAAGAGUACACAACAGACUCUGAUACGAAUGAUGACGAUGUUGAUAGCGACAAUUAGUUACAUAUAUCUCUGCGCAUAACUUCCCAAAAUUAAUUUAUCUUUUUUGUGUUUCACAUAGCGUUAAUAAUACAAAAUACCUUUAUUUGUAGAUCAACUUUUUUUAUUUUAUAAAAUGUAAUAAAGGCGGGACUAAGCUUA
Musca domestica (house fly) is the source of this 1138-nucleotide messenger RNA. RefSeq lists its product as uncharacterized. Gene Ontology annotation, biological process: cilium organization. The transcript is spliced from 3 exons. NCBI's taxonomy places the organism in Eukaryota, Metazoa, Arthropoda, Insecta, Diptera, Muscidae. Bases 122 to 688 code for a protein of 188 amino acids. The record is from RefSeq and is a predicted model, not a curated record.